UGUGCGCGAUCGGGGUAUGGUGUGUGGCUCGGUUCCAGGGGGACGUGGACGAGGACCUGAUCUGCCCCAUCUGCAGCGGGGUCCUGGAGGAGCCAGUGCAGGCCCCGCACUGCGAGCACGCCUUCUGCAAUGCCUGCAUCACACAGUGGUUCUCGCAGCAGCAGACGUGCCCCGUGGACCGCAGCGUGGUGACGGUGGCCCACCUGCGCCCGGUGCCGCGGAUCAUGCGGAACAUGCUCUCCAAGCUGCAGAUCACCUGCGACAACGCCGUCUUCGGCUGCACGGCCGUGGUGCGCCUCGACAACCUCAUGGCUCACCUCAACGACUGCGAGCACAACCCCAAGCGCCCCGUCACCUGCGAGCAGGGAUGCGGGUUGGAGAUGCCCAAGGACGAGCUGCCCAACCACAACUGCAUCAAGCACCUGCGCUCGGUGGUGCAGCAGCAGCAGACCAGGAUCGCAGAGCUGGAGAAAACCUCGGCCGAGCACAAGCACCAGCUGGCCGAGCAGAAGAGGGACAUCCAGCUGCUCAAGGCCUACAUGAGGGCGAUCCGCAGCGUCAACCCCAACCUGCAGAACCUGGAGGAGACCAUCGAGUACAACGAGAUCCUGGAGUGGGUGAACUCUCUGCAGCCGGCGCGGGUGACGCGCUGGGGCGGCAUGAUCUCCACGCCGGACGCCGUGCUCCAGGCCGUGAUCAAGCGUUCGCUGGUGGAGAGCGGCUGCCCGGCGUCCAUCACCAACGAGCUCAUCGAGAACGCCCACGAGCGCAACUGGCCCCAGGGGCUGGCCACGCUGGAGACGAGGCAGAUGAACCGCAGAUACUACGAGAACUACGUGGCCAAACGCAUCCCCGGCAAGCAGGCCGUGGUGGUGAUGGCCUGCGAGAACCAGCACAUGGGAGAGGACAUGGUGCUGGAGCCGGGGCUCGUCAUGAUUUUCGCUCACGGAGUGGAGGAGAUCUGAGAGGAAUUCACCUAGGGAUGGAGGGGGGUUUGGGGAGGAGAUGUGAAAAAAAUCCAGCUUGAGACAGCGGGGGUUUUCUGGAGUUGGGAUUUUUGCUUGUGGUGUGGAGAUGAUCUGAGAAAAAUCCAGCUCUGAGAAAAAUCCAACUCAGAAAAAUCCAGCUCUGAGAAAA
This is a messenger RNA of Camarhynchus parvulus, 1137 nucleotides long. RefSeq names its product ring finger protein 41 (gene RNF41). The transcript is spliced from 5 exons. Gene Ontology annotation, biological process: protein ubiquitination. Bases 225 to 965 code for a protein of 246 amino acids. The record is from RefSeq and is a predicted model, not a curated record. NCBI's taxonomy places the organism in Eukaryota, Metazoa, Chordata, Aves, Passeriformes, Thraupidae. Gene Ontology annotation, molecular function: ubiquitin protein ligase activity; zinc ion binding.